Molecule: messenger RNA, 965 nt
Organism: Sodiomyces alkalinus F11
Lineage: Eukaryota; Fungi; Ascomycota; Sordariomycetes; Glomerellales; Plectosphaerellaceae
Product: NADH dehydrogenase
Exons: 2
Coding region: 59-922 (287 amino acids)
Molecular function (GO): NADH dehydrogenase (ubiquinone) activity
Source: RefSeq, a predicted model, not a curated record
GUACGAUUGAAGCACGGUUUCUUCCAGACAUUCUCACCGGCCACCCGCACACACCACGAUGGCGACCAGACUCUCCCGUAGCAGGGCUCUCGCUGGCCUGCGACAAGGUCGCGCCAGCGAAGUGCGGUGUUUCUCGACCUCAAUUCCUCAAUUGGCUGGGAACCCCGUCGGCCAGCCGAAAGAUGCCCCAAACCCACGCAUGGCUCCCCGUGAGCACGUCGGCAGCACCCUCAAGGCCCCCAUCGUCAACCCGGCCGACAAAUAUGCCACAAAGGCCGAUAACCUACACAAGUACGGUGCUUGGCUGAUGGGCUGCAUGCCCAAGUAUAUCCAGCAGUUCUCUGUCUGGAAGGACGAGCUCACCAUCUACAUCUCUCCCUCCGGCGUCAUUCCCGUCUUCUCUUUCCUCAAGUACAAUACCUCGGCCGAAUUCACUCAGGUCAGCACCGUCACAGCCGUCGACUAUCCCACCCGCGAUAAGCGCUUCGAGAUCGUCUACAAUCUCCUCAGCGUCCGCCACAACGCCCGCAUCCGCGUCAAGACGUACGCCGACGAGGCGUCUCCCGUGCCCAGCAUCACCAGCCUUUUCGCUGGUGCGAACUGGUUCGAGCGCGAGGUGUACGACCUGUUCGGCGUCUUCUUCGCCGGCCAUCCUGAUCUCCGUCGUAUCAUGACCGACUACGGCUUCGAGGGCCACCCUCUGCGCAAGGACUUCCCUCUCACGGGCUACACCGAGAUUAGGUACGACGAAGAGAAGAAGCGCAUCGUCACCGAGCCCCUGGAGCUCACCCAGGCCUUCCGCAACUUUGAGGGUGGCUCGACCGCCUGGGAGCCGGUUGGUCCCGGCGAGGACCGCAAGCCUGAUACUUUCAAGCUGCCGACGCCGAAGCCGGAAGAAAAGCCGGAGGAGCCGAAGAAAUGAAUGGGAGGCGAUUGUGUACAUACUUAACACGUCCGAUGCGGCU